UUCAUUUUCUCUCUCUCUCUCUUCAGCCUUAACUUCUCAACGCUCUCCGCUUUGACACUUAAAUCUUCAAACCUGAAAUUCUUAAACUUUUUAUGUUAAAAACCAAAAGAAUGUCAAAUUUUUCGAAUUUUGGAAAUCUGAUACUAACUCUUAAAGUGGGUUUGAUUUCAACUGGUGUGUUAUCGGUUGGUAUUCUUUUGAAAAAUUCAGCUCCAUUGAUUUCAGACUUUGUAUCAUCAGAUGUUCCUAGUUUUUGGAACGUUAUAUUGCAGUGGUUAAAGCCACCCUAUCUUUAUCUAGUAAUCAACUGUAUCAUAAUCUCCAUUUUUGCCUCCUCCAAACUGCAACAACACAAAGAAGAUAAUCUUUCAACUGUUUCAGCUGAAGUUUUGGUGGAUACUCAAGAGAGGGUGGUAGUAUCAGACGAUCAUGUACAAAGUGGGUAUGUUCUUGGCUACGGUGACAUCAAUCCAACGGCGGAAAAAGAGGAGGAGAAGAAGAUUAUGAGUGAAGAGACACCGGCGACGAUGGAUGGCGGAGAUGAAGUGGCACGCGUGAUGGCGCCAGAGAGGAGCGGGUCCAUGGAAUUGUUGGAUUUUUACCAGAAAGGAAAAGAAAGGCCGCCGAUUUCGUCAAGGUUUAGUCAUAAGAAAUCUGUGAAAGCAAAUCCUGAAGGUGGGAAGGUGGCACUGAAAGUGUCGAAGCCGAAACGGCAGGACACACUGGAGACAACGUGGAAGACGAUAACGGAGGGGCGAGCAAUGCCGUUAACGAGGCACCUGAAGAAGUCGGACACGUGGGACACGCACCUGCGCCAUCAGAAGUCGCCGCCACCUGCACCUAAAAUGAAGAAAGCCGACACCUUCAGCGACGGUGCAACAACGGUGACAAACGGUGGCAACGCGGGAGAUAAUUCGGGAAGGGCGCUGAAGAGAGAGCCGUCGCUGGGUCAGGACGAGUUGAACCGGCGUGUGGAGGCGUUCAUCAAGAAGUUUAACGAGGAAAUGAGGUUGCAGAGACAGAGAUCUUUGGAACAGUAUAAUGAAAUGAUUCAACGUUGAGCUGUUUAGAAAUAAUCACGAUUUUGUCUUUGACCUACUAAGAGCUAAUCAUCACCGACGAUGAAGAUGAUCAUAAUCAACCACAAAUCAGGAUCGGUACAAUUUGUGGAAAAUCCUCCAUAUGGAUACGUUUGGUUCUCUGGAAAGUUGCGUUCGGAGCCAUUCAUGAGAGAAAAGUAUGUUUUCCAUUUCAAUAAAAUAAAUAAUAUUUAUUUUAAAUA
This is a messenger RNA of Mangifera indica (mango), 1282 nucleotides long. RefSeq lists its product as uncharacterized. The record is from RefSeq and is a predicted model, not a curated record. The coding region runs from base 93 to 1061 and encodes 322 amino acids. The transcript is spliced from 2 exons. NCBI's taxonomy places the organism in Eukaryota, Viridiplantae, Streptophyta, Magnoliopsida, Sapindales, Anacardiaceae.